GAGCAGCUUCAAGAAACUCUUUGGGCUCGGCUGGCAGCAGGCCAUGUUCAGUGCCUGCUUCACGAUGCUUUCUCUGCAUGGCGGAGGUCACAUCAAGCUGAUCAAGUAAGGGAUGAGGUGAAACUUGUCUGCGAGCAGUGGAAUGACGAGGAACAGGCGGCCCGGCGGCACCACCAACGGAUCACGUGGCAACUCUCGUGUCUACGGUCAUGGGCCUAUCGGUCCAUGACAACCGUGCAAAAUUUCGAGGAUUUGCGGGAUGCUUUCCUGGCAUGGGCACAGGAAAUCCGCUUCGCGAAAGCGGAGGCUCCCCUUGAGCUAUCCAGCAGUGAAGUGCAAAAUGGACCAGAAGCCCAACAAAGAUUGGAAUCGCUUGUGCGCGACAGUUGGAUUGAGAGGAGCUUGUAUGCGAAUGCUCGCCAGCGACGAAAUUGUCACAUAGCUCUUGUGUGGUUCGCUUGGAGGGCAGCUGCGCAGGAGACACGAGUGGCGCGCAAGCGUGAGCGCAGAAAGCGCCGUGCUCAUGUGAUCGAGCAGCAGCGAACUUCGGAGUGGCAGACAUGCACCAAGCGUUUGGUGCUAGACAGCUGGCAAAUGGUCCUGUGUACCAACAGGCGUUUGUGGCUUGAAAAUCGACGUCGAUGGCUGCAGUCGUCGUUAGAGGUCGUUCGACCUGAAAGCGCUCAAGCCAACGAGGCCGACCUGCGAGCGCUUCAGUCAAGUCUUCAAUCGGACUUUCCCUCCAGCCUGCAGAAGCUGACCUUUGGGAAUCCGGGAUCAGAAGCUCUAGAGGAUCUUCUUCGUAGCUGA
Messenger RNA from Symbiodinium necroappetens, 810 nucleotides. The record is from the annotation of a GenBank genome assembly. Lineage: Eukaryota; Dinophyceae; Suessiales; Symbiodiniaceae.